Molecule: messenger RNA, 641 nt
Organism: Jaculus jaculus (lesser Egyptian jerboa)
Lineage: Eukaryota; Metazoa; Chordata; Mammalia; Rodentia; Dipodidae
Product: cysteine-rich PDZ-binding protein
Exons: 1
Coding region: 45-350 (101 amino acids)
Biological process (GO): cytoplasmic microtubule organization
Cellular component (GO): dendrite
Molecular function (GO): microtubule binding; PDZ domain binding
Source: RefSeq, a predicted model, not a curated record
UUGUUGCCGCCGCCAGCUUGGCUGAGCGGACCGUUAGCGGAAGGAUGGUGUGUGAGAAAUGUGAAAAGAAACUCGGCACGGUUAUCACUCCAGAUACAUGGAAAGAUGGGGCAAGGAAUACCACAGAAAGUGGUGGAAGAAAGCUUAAUGAAAACAAAGCUUUGACUUCAAAGAAAGCAAUUUUUGAUCCAUAUGGAAAGAAUAAGUUCUCCACUUGCAGUAUUUGUAAAAGUUCUGUACACCAACCCAGUUCUCAUUACUGCCAGGGCUGCGCCUACAAAAAAGGCAUCUGUGCAAUGUGUGGCAAAAAGGUCUUGGAUACCAAAAACUACAAACAGACUUCCGUGUAGGGGCUUUCUUUGAUUUCAUUUUCUGCCUUGAAUUUUCAAGGUACAACGUAGACGUUCAUCUUACAGAAUAGCCCAUGUCAAGACAAAUAAUUAAGUUUAAACCCGGGAAGUUGACCGGCGUUCUGUUCUUUCACUCUCAAGCCGUUGUGUAUAGCAAUGCUCUAACCAGUCUCUGCCGUAAGUGGUUAUUUUCCUUAUGAGCAUUUUACCGAACUGGAAUCAGUGACAGAAGUAAUGCAAGUAAUACUCCUGAGUUUUGUGUGCACUUUUUAUUUAACAUCAUUCAUAUCA